Erigeron canadensis is the source of this 2088-nucleotide messenger RNA. RefSeq names its product putative clathrin assembly protein At2g01600. Bases 177 to 1850 code for a protein of 557 amino acids. The record is from RefSeq and is a predicted model, not a curated record. Gene Ontology annotation, cellular component: clathrin-coated vesicle; clathrin-coated pit. Lineage: Eukaryota; Viridiplantae; Streptophyta; Magnoliopsida; Asterales; Asteraceae. Gene Ontology annotation, molecular function: phosphatidylinositol-4,5-bisphosphate binding; clathrin heavy chain binding; 1-phosphatidylinositol binding. Gene Ontology annotation, biological process: clathrin-dependent endocytosis; clathrin coat assembly; vesicle budding from membrane. The transcript is spliced from 14 exons.
CAGUUUUAUCUUGCUUAAAGAUUCUUUAGAAGUAAACAGAGGUUACCUCUGAUCAACCUCUGUGUUGUUUCUGUAUCUAUAUAUCCAUCUAUCACUCACACUCACACAUUGUGUGUGUGUAUAUAUAUAUAUAUAGAUAGUAGGCGAUCUAAUCGUAAAAAAAAAAAAAAGGAAAAAUGGGUACGAUGCAAACAUGGAGGAAAGCAUAUGGUGCCCUGAAAGAUCAAACCAAAGUUGGUUUGGCACAUGUCAAUAGUGAUUUCAAGGAAGUUGAUGUUGCUAUUGUUAAAGCAACAAAUCAUGUUGAAUGUCCACCCAAAGAAAGACACAUUAGAAAAAUAUUGGCUGCUACUUCUGCAAUGCGGCCUCGGGCAGAUGUACAGUAUUGUUUACAUGCCCUAGCAAGGCGAUUAGCCAAAACUCGCAAUUGGACGGUGGCGUUGAAGUCAUUGGUAGUUAUUCAUAGGGCAUUGAGGGAGGGUGAUCCUACUUUCAGGGAAGAACUUCUGAAUUUCCAGCAGAGAGCGCGUAUUUUGCAGCUUGCUAAUUUUAAAGACGAUUCAAGCCCAGUUGCUUGGGAUUGUUCUGCUUGGGUUCGUACGUAUGGACUGUUUAUAGAGGAGCGGCUUGAAUGCUACAAGCAUUUGAAGUAUGAUAUUGAAGCUGAACGUAUUCCGAGGCGCACUCAAGGUGAAGAUACGGGCUAUAGCAGAACUCGCGAGUUGGACAGUGAACAACUACUGGAACAGUUACCUUCUUUACAGCAGUUAUUGUACCGCCUUAUGGGAUGCAAGCCUGAAGGAGCAGCUGUUGGUAAUUAUGUCAUACAAUAUGCUCUAGCUUUGGUGCUCAAAGAAAGCUUUAAAAUUUAUUGUGCAGUAAACGAUGGAAUCAUUAAUCUUGUUGAUAAGUUUUUUGAAAUGCCGAGACAUGAAGCAAUCAAAGCCUUGGAUAUCUAUAAACGAGCCAGCCAACAGGCUGGGAGCCUUUCUGACUUCUAUGAAGUUUGUAAAGGAUUAGAAUUAGCUAGAAACUUUCAGUUUCCCAUUCUUAGAGAGCCUCCGCAAUCCUUUCUUGUGACUAUGGAGGAGUACAUAAGAGAAGCACCACGAAUGGUAUCUGUCCCGGUAGAGACAUUGGAACUUCCGGAGAGACUUAUGUUGACGUAUAAACCAGAAGAAGGCAAUGAGGCUCCUGAAGAUGUAAAUUCACCUAUUGAUGAAGCCAACCCUGAGCCAGUGGACGAUUCUUCUCAGUCAAAUGAUGACCUUGACUCAACUCCUCUGCCUCCUCCGCCUCCACCACCAACAUUCAACAGCCAAGACCCUGAUGAUUUACUGGGGUUGAAUUUUGAUGCACCAAUGGCGUCAUCAAUUGAGGAAAGCAAUGCGUUGGCUCUUGCCAUAGUUCCAACCGAUGGUACAUCUAAUGGAUUUGCUGGUGCUCAAACAAAAGAUCUUGAUUUAACUGGAUGGGAACUUGCAUUAGUCUCCACCCCAAGCACUGAUAUCUCUUCAUAUCAAGAUAGGCAACUGGCUGGUGGAUUGGACUCGCUCACGCUCAACAGUUUGUAUGAUGAAGGAGCAUUCAGAGCGUCCCAGCAACCUGUGUACGGUUCUCCAGCUCCCAACCCUUUUGAAGCAGCUGAUCCAUUUGUUGCUGCUGCUCCUCAAACAGGAGCCAUGGUCCCACACCAGGAUAACCCUUUUGGUCCAUACCAAUCUGCACAGCCUCAACAUAACCUGAUGAUGGAUGCACCAAACCCUUUUGUUGAUUCCGGUUUUGGCCCAUUCCCGGUUAGCAAUGCUCAUCCUCAAGCCACUAAUCCAUUUGGGUCGACUUUGUUAUAAUGACUAUCAACAUACAUGAUUAAGAUUUGAUAAAAUUAAAAACAAAAUACUUCUAUAUUAUAUAGUGUAAAUCAGUAAUGGAAAGCUCUUGUUAGUGUUUAGGUGCAUAUGUAGGAGAGAGCUAUUUUGGUUCUGGAUUUUGUCUGUCAUGAGUAUGUUUGGGUCAUACGAUCCCAUGGUCUUCUUGUAACAUGCUUGCUUUUGUAUUACUGUUAUAUUUAUUCUUCUCUUUUGGAAA